This is a messenger RNA of Kuraishia capsulata CBS 1993, 1398 nucleotides long. RefSeq lists its product as uncharacterized. Gene Ontology annotation, molecular function: transmembrane transporter activity. Gene Ontology annotation, biological process: transmembrane transport. The coding region runs from base 1 to 1398 and encodes 465 amino acids. NCBI's taxonomy places the organism in Eukaryota, Fungi, Ascomycota, Pichiomycetes, Pichiales, Pichiaceae. The record is from RefSeq and is a predicted model, not a curated record. The transcript has a single exon.
AUGGGCGGCAAGGAUCUUUUCACCAGGUACUUCCGUGCCACGUUGACGCAGUCCGUUAUCAUCGGUAUCCUGUCAUUCACCCAACCGGGAAUAUGGAGUGCUAUUGCCAACCUUGGUGCUGGUGGCCUGCAGAGUGUUAAUACCUCGAAUACUGCAAAUGCUAUUUUGUUUGGUAUCAUGGUUGUAUUUGCUCCAUUUUAUGCAGUUUUAAUCAACAAAUUUGGUGUCAAGCCGGUGGUUUCAGUUGGAACCAUUGGCUACGUGUUCUGGUCUGCAGGUUUAUACAAAAACUCAAAGGAUGGCUCUGAAGCCUUGAUCAUUGCAGGUGCAGUAUUGUGUGGUAUUUCUGCAGCUGCCUUCUGGACAAGUGAGGCAACGGUGGCCAUCCUUUAUCCGGAGCCCUCACAGAGAGGAAAAUUCAUCAGUAUAUGGCAAGCGAUCAACAAGGUCGGCGGUCUCAUAGCUGGUGCAAUCACCCUUGCUAUGAACAUUAGUGGAUCCACAUCAGGUAGUGUCAGUUUGAACACUUACGUGGCGUUGUUAUCAAUCCAGUGCCUGGGUCUUCCUAUUUCCUUCUUGCUAAGCCCUCCAGAGAAACUCCUGAGAACUGACGGAAAGAGACUCAUUUCUAACAAAACGGGAGCGACCUGGAAAGAUGAGUUCAGACUUUUUGGUAAAAUUUUCAUGAAAAAAGAGGUUCUGGCUAUGGCUCCUUUCUACAUGUCGAUUGUUUGGUAUGGAACAUACCAGUCCAAUUAUGUCACCCACCAUUUCUCUGUCAGAGCAAGAGCGCUGAACAGUUUGUUGACUGCCUUGAUUGGGGCUUUCACGGAUGUUUUGUCGGGUAUAAUUUUGGACAUGAGCUACUUCAAGAGAUCAACCAGAGUCAAGGGAGGCUGGGUGGUCACUGUAGUCUUCAUGACAGCCUACUUCAUUUAUUCUUUCAUUCUCCAGAAGCAGUUUGACGACAAUCCAGAAACCGGUAUUGAUUGGAGCGGUAAUCCUCGUUUCAACAAGGCCUUCAUUCCUGUGCAGAUCUUCAAAAUUGGACCUGAACUUGGGUUUACGUGGGCUUAUUGGGUCAUUGGAGCCUACCAAUUCUCUUCAUCAGAAAUUCCCCAUGUAUCUGCUACCAUCAGAUCAUUGGAAUCUUUGGGUCAAUGCUUUGCCUUUGUCGUUGGUACUGUCAAUGAAAGCGAUAUGACCAAUCUGGCAGUCUCAGCUGCAGUGUUCUUCGCGUCUGUAAUCCCCACCACUUACAUUGUGUUGCAAGCCAAUGAUGAUGUCAUUCAUGGAGUCAUCGAGGAUAGCGACGAUGGCGAAAUCGACUCAGACAAAAAUGUUUCUCUGGAGGUGACCAAUGUCGCAGCCGUGGACUUGAAAUCCGACUCACAAUAA